AUGAUUAUGGGACCUUCACGGUCUAAAUCCGCUGUUCGUCCAACUUCCUCGCAUUCAAAUGCCACUGUCACACCCCAUCUGCGGAAGGGAGAUGUCGUGGGGAUUCAUAGAGGUCUCAACUGGAGUUUGGAGCUUGGGAAUUCCUUCUUUGAACAUGGAAUACCUGGCCAAGCAGGAGAUCAUGUGUCGGAGUGUGCUCCAUCUGAAAAUGGCGGACACUCACAGACAAAAGAGGGCUGGCUUAUUGCCAUGGAAUGGGACCUUGUUGAAGCAGCUGAUUGA
Messenger RNA from Penicillium crustosum, 282 nucleotides. RefSeq lists its product as uncharacterized. Lineage: Eukaryota; Fungi; Ascomycota; Eurotiomycetes; Eurotiales; Aspergillaceae. The transcript has a single exon. The coding region runs from base 1 to 282 and encodes 93 amino acids. The record is from RefSeq and is a predicted model, not a curated record.